This is a messenger RNA of Ctenopharyngodon idella (grass carp), 2472 nucleotides long. It is a transcript of the gene acy1, whose product is annotated as aminoacylase 1. The transcript is spliced from 15 exons. Gene Ontology annotation, cellular component: cytoplasm. Gene Ontology annotation, biological process: amino acid metabolic process. Gene Ontology annotation, molecular function: aminoacylase activity. The record is from RefSeq and is a predicted model, not a curated record. Lineage: Eukaryota; Metazoa; Chordata; Actinopteri; Cypriniformes; Xenocyprididae. The coding region runs from base 626 to 1888 and encodes 420 amino acids.
AUUUUUCAGUAGUCUAUCUCUUAGGUCACAUCGUUGUUGUACCAGAAGGUGGCGGUGCAAGUACUGUCUUUAUGAGUGAGUCGGAAUCAUUAAUUGAACCGAUUCGUUCAAACACGCUGAUUCAUCCAGCAAAGUAACCAGUGUUGCCAAGUCCGCGGUUUUCCAGCGGAAUUAGGCUACUUUUACACUGUUGCCGCGGGUUGCUUUUACGAUCCGCGGCUUGAAGCGACCCCAAAUAACAUGAUAUUUAGCCCCUGGCAUGCGAAUUUUACCAGGAAACCCCACCAAAAACGCGGAUUUUACGCCCUGGAACACGAUUUUUACCGUGAGACUGUACAUCCACUGAACACCAAAAUACUAGCCUUCAAUGUGCGCAUGCGCUUUAAUACAUUAAGUACGUAACGUAAAUCUACGAGGUCAUCACGCUAGACUCUGAGCGAGAGGGUAUUUGGCAUGAUCGAGCAUAACAAGUGACGAGUUCAGCCGAAGACCCUGGAACAAAGGUAAGUUAGAAGUUACCUUUAGAUAUCUAUUAUGGAAGAAGGCGGGCUUUGUAAAGAUGUCCUUCACAGAUUAAGACACAAAUCAACUGUGAGCUCGAGCUGAGGCAGCACAGUGGAGCAAUAUGUUGCCUGAUAAAGAUGGACCGAAUGGAGGUGGAGGAGUCCAGGACAACACCGGGACAGAAGACCCUUCAGUGUCCCUGUUCAGAGAAUACCUGCGGCUGAAGACUGUCCACCCGGAGCCUGACUACGAUGCUGCUUUAAGAUUCCUGGAUCGGAUGGCAGAGGAGCUUGGUUUACCCAUGAAGAAAGUGGAGGUGUGUCCCGGUCGAGUCGUCGCAAUCAUCACAUGGGUCGGCACCAGGCCAGAGCUGAAGUCUGUCGUGCUGAACUCACACACUGAUGUUGUUCCUGUGUAUGAGGAACACUGGAAAUAUGAUCCAUUUGCUGCUGUUAAAGAUGCGGAUGGCAACAUCUAUGGCAGAGGAUCUCAGGAUAUGAAAUGUGUCACGAUACAGUACAUUGAAGCAAUUCGCAGACUGAAGGCGGCUGGGAAGAGGUUUCCUCGCACUAUCCAUUUAACGUUUGUCCCAGAUGAGGAGGUCGGUGGUCACAAAGGAAUGGAGACAUUUGUGAAGCACCCUGAAUUUCACAAGUUGAAGAUCGGUUUUGCCCUUGAUGAAGGUUUAGCAAACCCAACUAAUGCCUAUACUGUCUUCUACGGAGAGAGAAACCCCUGGUGGAUCACAGUCCGCUGCCCAGGAAGUCCAGGUCAUGGUUCCAGGUUUGUGGAGAACACAGCAGCAGAGAAACUACGGCGAGUUAUAAACUCUUUCCUGGAGUUCAGAGAGAAAGAGAAACACCGGCUCAACACCAAUGAAUGUUUCACUCUGGGAGAUGUCACCACAAUUAACAUGACGAUGGUGAAAGGGGGCGUGGCUUAUAAUGUAGUUCCAGCAGAAAUGGAUGUCAGCUUUGACUUGAGAAUCCCACCAACUGUUAACCUGCAGGAGUUUGAAGAGAAGAUAAAAGCCUGGUGCAGAGAAGCUGGUGAAGAUGUGACAUAUGAUUUUGCACAGAAACACAUGGACCAGAAUUUCACGUCUACGGAGGAGAGCGACCCCUGGUGGCAUGCGUUCAGCUCUACCUGCAAAGCCAUGAAUGUGACUCUGAAAAAGGAAAUCUUCCCUGCUGCCACAGACAGUCGCUUCAUCAGGGAAGAAGGUCUUCCUGCCAUCGGUUUCUCUCCAAUGAACCUCACCCCCAUCCUACUUCAUGAUCACAACGAGUACUUGAAUGAGCAGGUGUUUCUGCGGGGCAUCCAGGUGUAUGAGCGCCUUGUGCCGGCCCUAGCCAGUGUGGAACCUCUGAGCGGAGAAGUGUAGAUCAACUUUCUCUGUCUCUCCUUCUUUAAAUCUCUCUCACACACAGCUGCUUCUGCUCACCGUGCUGAUUUUCGCACAUAUCGAAAAAUACAUCUGCAGUAACACCAAAGAUUGGGCUGAUCCCAUAUAAUGAAGAUCUUUAAUGAACUCACUUCAACUCAGGAGUUCCUUCCUUUCAAUGAUGUCUUAGAAAUGCUUUUAAGUCUUAUUUGUCAGGUGAUAACCAGAAUUAGAAGCUGCUAUAAAGAGUUGUUUUAAUUGAUAAAGGUUAUAAAUUUAACACUUAAUUUAGGCAGUUUGUGUCUCUUAUAUCUAAUGAAAAAAGGAGAUGAUUUCAGAGACUCAAACCAUAUAGCUGUGCUUGCCAUAGAUGCAUUAUAUUUUUUUAAUACAAAUGAUUUUGAUGCAAACAGUUAUAAAUACACUGAAACUGUGUGUGGGUCAUUGAUUAUAUGAUACUACACAAUACUACAAUAAUAAUUAUACACAAUUAUACUGAGGCACAUUUCAUGUGUUCGAAAUCUCUUUAAUUGACUGGUGCUACUUUGCCCUCCUGAAUAAACAAAAAGGGUACCAUAUAUUAA